Molecule: messenger RNA, 541 nt
Organism: Corylus avellana
Lineage: Eukaryota; Viridiplantae; Streptophyta; Magnoliopsida; Fagales; Betulaceae
Product: zinc finger, C3HC4 type family protein
Source: RefSeq, a predicted model, not a curated record
UAGAAAACAAAUUCUCUUUCUCUUCUCUUCUCUUCUCCGUUGCAGAACACCACCGGCCGCCAUGGUUAGCGUUCUAACUCAGGAGCGUCUUCUUGGUUUUGCGCUGGGAAGCAUACUCACGGGGGUCGUUGUAUUUGAGCAACGCAGAAGCAUCUACAAAUCCAUUUCUGAUACCCAUUCUCAAUCCACUACGCGGUCUCCGAUGAGAGAACCGAUAUUUGGAAAGAGAUCUCGCUCAGAGUUUGCACAUCAAUGGAACAAAGCUGUGGACCAGACUUUUGGACCUGUUAUUAAUUCCCUUAGUUCACGUGGGUGGUAGAAAUGCCCGAUUGUCUCAGUUUUUGUAUGAACAUCCAACAGUUCGCCCAUAUCUGUAUCUUUAUACAUGUUCUGUGUUACCUCAAAAAAAGAAAAAAGAAAAAGGCAUUUUAUGUGUUGUUCAUGGGACAAGCGUCAAGGGCAAUGGUUAAAGACCUAUGUAAUAAUUUUGCUUGCAAUUAUUAUUUCUUUUUCGAGUAAUGAAUGCAUUUAUUUGGUUUUA